Aspergillus puulaauensis is the source of this 549-nucleotide messenger RNA. It is a transcript of the gene ARL1, whose product is annotated as ADP-ribosylation factor family protein. The transcript has 5 exons. Gene Ontology annotation, cellular component: cytoplasm; Golgi apparatus. Gene Ontology annotation, molecular function: GTP binding; GTPase activity. The coding region runs from base 1 to 549 and encodes 182 amino acids. NCBI's taxonomy places the organism in Eukaryota, Fungi, Ascomycota, Eurotiomycetes, Eurotiales, Aspergillaceae. The record is from RefSeq and is a predicted model, not a curated record. Gene Ontology annotation, biological process: intracellular protein transport; vesicle-mediated transport.
AUGGGAGGUUCACUUUCGCGACUAUGGUCCUUGUUGUGGGCAAAGAAGGAAAUUCGAAUUUUGAUUCUUGGACUUGACAAUGCUGGCAAGACCACUCUCCUCUACAGGUUAAAGAUCGGCGAAGUCGUAACCACAAUACCCACCAUCGGAUUCAACGUGGAAUCGGUGACGUACAGAAAUUUGAACUUUAAUGUUUGGGAUCUCGGAGGCCAAACGUCUAUUCGUCCAUACUGGCGGUGCUACUACGCUAACACCGCUGCCGUCGUUUUCGUGAUCGAUUCCACAGAUGUUGAACGUCUCAGCACAGCCGCCGAUGAACUUUCUGCGAUGCUAAAUGAAGAGGAACUGCGUGAAGCUGCACUUUUGGUCUUCGCGAACAAACAAGACCAGCCCGGUGCAAAAGGCGCUGGAGAAAUAUCAGAGGCACUAAAACUUGGGGAACUGCGGGAUAGGAACUGGAGUAUUGUGGCAUGUUCUGCCAUUGAUGGUAAAGGUCUAAACGAAGGCAUGGACUGGUUGGUGCAAACUCUUCAAUCGGAAAACGCAUAA